Molecule: messenger RNA, 309 nt
Organism: Racocetra persica
Lineage: Eukaryota; Fungi; Glomeromycota; Glomeromycetes; Diversisporales; Gigasporaceae
Source: the annotation of a GenBank genome assembly
GGAGAAAUAAGGGACCAAUCGAUUUGGAUAAACAAUGUGGUGUCGUUCAAUAUCCUAAGACUACUCCAUGCACACGCUCAUUGACUUGUAAAACUCAUUCUGUUGGUUCAAAACGAGCCGUUCAAGGUCGUUCAAGGAGAUACGAUGAGUUACUCGCCGAACAUCAAAAGAAAAAAGCUGCAGAACGUCCGCAAAAAGAAGCUGCAAUGUUAAAUAAUAGGCAGGAUAAUAAGAUCGAUGACUCGGAAAGAGAUGUCCCUGUAAUCGAUUCAGAUGCAGAAGUUGAUGCCGUCAUGGAAGCAACAAUGU